This is a messenger RNA of Styela clava, 1289 nucleotides long. The record is from RefSeq and is a predicted model, not a curated record. NCBI's taxonomy places the organism in Eukaryota, Metazoa, Chordata, Ascidiacea, Stolidobranchia, Styelidae.
GCUUGAAUUUAACCACCCUCCAACGAUAGUCUUGAGUUUUCGAGUAAAUUUAUCAAUUGUUUUGCAAGAAAACCUACCAGUACUUGAAAUCAUAAAUUUUUUUCGUUCAACUUUUUUUAUAUUUUGUCAAUGUCUUUUGACUUUUUCUGUUUGGUAUUUUCAUGGUUACAAACUUGACUCAACAAAAACUGAACAUAAAUCAUUUGAAUCAUUUUACAGGGAAACCAUAACUUUUUUGCAAAGCAUUCUAGAUUACUAAAACUUUGGGGUUCAAAAAUCUAUUGGUUCUGUAUUUUAGUUGUAAUACUAGUAUGAAGCGUCAGUAUUAUAUUCAAUAAUUGUGUAAUAUUUUAUGAUUAUAUCUUACUUCUAGAGUUUAGUGUAAAAUUGUAAAUUUUAGCAUUAAGGAAUAAUGUCUGAUAGUUUUCAAAAUAAAGUAGUUUUGGUAACUGGUGCUUCUAGUGGAUUUGGAAAAGCUAUCGCUCUUCAAUUUGCAGAGCGUGGUGCAUUGUUGGCAUUGACAGGAAGAAAUAAGGUGAAUUUGGAAAAAGUUGCGACGGAAUGUAAAAAUAAAGGAGCAAAAGAUGUUUUGAUGACAUUGGCAGAUUUAGGAAAAUUAGAAGAAAUUAAAAACGUUGCGGAAAAAACUAUCGAAAAAUAUGGGAAACUUGACGUUUUAGUCAACAAUGCCGGUGUUAUACAAUUUGGAAAUCUGGAAAAUUCCAAGUUAGAAGAUCUGGAUUGGCAAUUAAACAUCAAUGUUAAAGCCGUCGUCUAUUUGACACAAUUAUUAAUUCCUCAUUUAGUAAUAUCUAAAGGAAACAUCGUAAAUAUCUCUAGCGUUAGCAGUACAAUGCAGUUUCCUCAAGCCUUGUUUUAUGGGUUGACAAAAUCUGCUUUGGACCAAUUCACGAAAACGAUUGCUCUUGAGUACGCUCCUAAAGGUGUUCAAGUCAAUUCUGUGAAUCCGUCUAUAGUACCAACAGCUCUCCUUCGAACUGUACCUGGUGGGAUUCCCGAUGACGCAACUUUUGAAAAGAUUUCCUCACUUCAUCCUAUUGGUAGAAAUGGAACAGUGGAUGAAGUAGCCAGUGCUGUGUUGUUUUUGGCAUCUGAUUCGUCAGCUUGGACCACUGGGCAAUGUUUAAUGCUCGACGGAGCAAGAUCACUCAAUGUAAAAUAAGUGCACCAAUCAAGUCCUUGCAUCUGGAAAAAACUGGCUAAUACCUAUAUCUUAAAAUUGAUUCAAAACGUAUUGCCUGAUUUUACAUCGUGUCUUUAUUUUAUUG